Molecule: messenger RNA, 957 nt
Organism: Arabidopsis thaliana (thale cress)
Lineage: Eukaryota; Viridiplantae; Streptophyta; Magnoliopsida; Brassicales; Brassicaceae
Product: Ubiquitin-like superfamily protein
Exons: 1
Coding region: 1-957 (318 amino acids)
Source: RefSeq, marked reviewed
AUGGAUGUGUUCUUCGAGACUCAGAGUGGCGACAAGUUCGAGAUUGAAUUGGGUUAUUGGGAUACAAUGUUGGAGAUCAAAGAGAAGAUCGAGAAGUAUCAAUGUAUCCCUGUUUCUAAACAAACCCUAAUCUUCCAAGGAGUUGUUCUUCAAGAUCAUCUUGAUAUCAAACAAUGUGUGAUCCUCAACCACUCUCAUAUCCAGAUCUUCGUUGAACCUAACCCUAACCCUAAUCCCAACAACGCUCAAGUGCUUCAAACCGAUAUAUCUUCACCUUUAAACUCAUUCAUAGAUAUCGAUAACUUUCUAGAUUCCCCUGUUUCGACGAGCGUCAAGUUUGGGAUCAACAACGACGAUCACGUGCUUCAACCGGAGAAAUCUACACCGUUUAACUCAUCCAAAGAGAUCGAUUACUUUCAAGAAUACCCUAUUUCAACGAGCAUGGAGCUUGUAAGCAACAACAGUGAUCAAGUGCCUCAACCGGAGAAAUCUACACCGUUUAACUCAUACGAAGAGAUCGAUUACAUUCAAGACUACCCUGUUUCAACGAGCAUGGAGCUUGUAAGCAACAACAGUGAUCAAGUGCCUCCACCGGAGAAGUCUCCACCGUUAAACUCAUCCAAAGAGAUCGAUUACUUUCAAGAAUACCCUGUUUCAACGAGCAUGGAGCUUGUAAGCAACAACAUUGAUCAAGUGCCUCAACCGGAGAAGUCUCCACCGUUAAACUCAUCCAAAGAGAUCGAUUACUUUCAAGAAUACCCUGUUUCAACGAGUAUGGAGCUUGUAAGCAACAACAAUGAUCAAGUGCCUCAACCGGAGAAAUCUCCACUGUUAAACUCAUUCAAAGAUAUCGCCAACACUCAAGGUCCGUCUGUGAAGCGUAUAAAAUUGGGAGGCAUCAACAACAGUCACCAAGAUUCGACUAUGAGGGUUAAUGACUUAAGUACCCUAAUCUAA